Molecule: messenger RNA, 5131 nt
Organism: Helicoverpa zea (corn earworm)
Lineage: Eukaryota; Metazoa; Arthropoda; Insecta; Lepidoptera; Noctuidae
Product: protein FAM13A
Exons: 13
Coding region: 849-2513 (554 amino acids)
Source: RefSeq, a predicted model, not a curated record
UCCGCAGGGCGCGAGCGAACGCACGUCCCCGGCCAUCUUGAAUCGCGUCGCCAUUCCGUGCACUUCUAACACUUCCUACUCAAACACCAUUUUACUUUUAAAUACGGAAGUGUCGUGAUCACCCGCAGUUUAUAACUGAUCCAAACUGCGGUAACCACACUUGCCAACUCAUUCCAACUCCGAAUAUUGUGAAGUGUUCGAACAUGGACUUCAAAAUGAUAGAAGACAAUUGACGACGCAGUGUCGCCGCUAAAGCGAAACUUUCCCAAUCUCGAUAAUAUUCGGAAAGUUCUGAUAAUGAAUACGUCGCAUUAACAGCGAUUUAGGGCUAAACAGCUCUCCCACACACAUUCGGACCAUCAAUGCUAAAUUACAGACUGGUUUCAACGCAUUUUUUGAAGCAGCCGUAAAUAGUUAAAAGACAAUCUCUAUAUUGACUGUUUGUGCCGUGCCAAUAUGUGCCGUGAUCGGGACAUGUCGGUGCAGAGAAGUGACAUCAUCAAAUAAGAUUUCUCUACGGACGUGACAGACAAUCGUGUCUAUAGUCUAGUGUCAAGCCUCCCGUCAAAACGGCGCGCGUAUCCGCACUGCCGUUUCGUUUUGUUUCUUUCAAUUUGUUUUACAUCAAAGGAUAAGCAAUAGCCCGGUUGUUUAGUGUUUGGUUGUGGAUCAUUGGUUGGGGUUUUGCCUAAGAGCGGGCCCCAGUGCGACCCUGGCCAGCCGUACCAGAGAAAACAUAUCCAGAAUCUUGGAUUCCAUAGUUGGUGCUGCAAGAUACUGCAUUAAUCGACCCAUUAACGGCUGAAAACUUUUGGAAAUUGGGUGGUUUAUUUUCCGAGUUAGCGAAAAUGGUACAAUUGGAAAUUUUACAGGGGUACGGACAGGAAAGUGAGCGCUCGAGCGAGCAUCGGGUAGUAAUAUCUGGGCUCGGGUGGCGUGCGCAGUGCUCGGAACGCGAGCGCGAGCGGACUGAAGACAUGGCGGCGCCCGAGUGCGAGCGCGAGGCUCGCAAGCGCCGCGAGCGCCGCGACUCGGGCUGCGCGCACGAGCGCAAGGAGCGCCGCCCGCACAGCGAGGAGCGUCCGCCCCCGCCGCCGCCGCCGCCGCCGCCGCUGCACGACCAUAACCGAAUUGAAUCGGAACGUCGUGCAGAAAGGUUGUCUCGCGCUCGCCGGCCGCAGUUCGGCGGCAAGCGUCGCCGUCCCCCCACCCGGGUACCCAAACACCCGAAGGAGAACGAGUGUUACACUACAUCCGAGGAGAUCAGAUGCAGCACACCACCACACUUCGACUAUGUCGUCGUGCAAAAACCACAACUAUGCGAGGAACCGGAGACUCUGGACGCGGGCGCACUGCACCGGGUGGUGGGGCGCACGGAGAGCGCGGGCGAGGAGGCCGCCGCCAGCCAGGCCGAGCGUGCACGCAGCGACGAGCGCAGCGCCGCGCCGCCCAACGUCACGCGCCGGGACCAGCCCGUGCCGGACCGGCGGCUCGACAAGAUCAAUAAGAAGAUCUCCGUACUCAAGAAGAACAUCGCCAAGUACGAGACUGAAUUUGAAACUAAGAACGGCCACGCGUUGACACAGAGUGACAGAAUAACAGAUGUAGCACUGACACGAAUGAACGAAACGUUGCGCAGACUACAGACAGAGAAACGGCUCAUCAAGACUGACCCAGUGGAAUAUGCUCUCAAGCUACAAGCCGCUAAGCAGCAGAAGGAGAGAGAUGACAAGCUCGAAGAAGCGCUGAAGAGCGAUAAACCUAUGACUGAUAUCGUUAAAGAUAUUGAAGAGUGGUUAGAAGGGUGUCGUCAGGCGACGGGGCGGGCGUCGGUGGGGGAAGCUCACUGGACGGCGGCUCAGCUGGCUGCUGAGAAGCUGUGUGUCCAGCGAGUGCUGCUGCGACUUGAGGCAGCUAGGGGCCGCCCGCCGGCGCAUUCGGCUGAGAGAGGUGCAGCCAGGCAUUUGUAUGAACGGUAUAGAGCUGUGAAGAGGGUGCUAGCGUCUUCGAGGCCUGAUGCUAUCAUAGGCUGCACAAACGGAGAGCUAGCGACGAUUCACGAACACGAGGCGAUGCUAUUCAACUCAAGCGUGGACAGCUCAAGCGACUCACAGGAGAAACCUUCAGACUCGUCUCAGGAGACAGCAGAGACUCCCCUUCAGUCACCCCCAACGCGGGAGGGCGGCGGGGAGGAGGUGCAGUCCUCCACUUCGUCGGCGCAGUCCGCCAGUGAUGAGGCCGCUCCUUCGAAUGAGGGACUCCACUGUCUAGGGGUGGAGGAGUUGAAUAAGGCUCUUACGGAAGCUAAGAUGCAGAAAUCUAUCUUACGCCGCACCAUAAAAGAGUACGAAGUGAGCUUCGAGCUGCAGAACAGCAGGAAAGUGCAACGAGACGACAAGAAAGGCCACGAGGACGAAUACUUCAGGUACAAGGCUGUCAAGGCACGAAUCAAAUUAAUAAACGCGCUUAUAAACAAACAAAAAACGCUAACCAACAAUCAAACUACAAACUAAACCAAAUAAAAAGGCUUAAAUAAGCCUCAAUGUUUUUCAUCUUGCUUCUCGUAUAAGCAUUACAAAAUGGCGAUCCUUUGCUAAAUGCUGUCCGCCCAUGUCUGACAUUUUGUAGGACGGAUAUAUAGGACCGAUUUCAUGUAGGACGUUCCUACUAAGACAUGUGCGUUGCACUAUUGCUAUCAGUGUGUUCUAUUUUUCUCCUACAAAAAAUCGGUCUCCGAUAUAUUAUCGGACGUGGACGGGUAGCCGAUUUCUGUUUCGUUUGAAGGGUCGUCGCUUAGACUGUUCAUGUUUUAUAAAUAUGAUGAUUAUUGUAUAAGUACCCAUAAUAUACUCCUACAUUGAUGUAUUGAAAUUAAUUUCUCAUUAAAAUCAAUGUACAGGCUAGUCAACAGUAGAUAAAUAUUAUUUAUUUAUUUGGCAAUUUCGUUGAGUUACUGAUAAUUUUAUUUUGGGCGAAUACAACAAUUUUUGUACAUCAAAAAAUACGUCAAAAAAUCUAGUGCUUCCUAAAUUUUUAUGAAAAUUGAUGUAAAUUGACGACUUGGUAUAUAUCCGUAAAUGCCCUAUUGUCUUAACACCAUUCAAUGGGUUAUAUAAAAAGUUUUCUAUUGCAAAUUUUAAAUAUUUUUAUUUAAAUGUUUUUGAAAUUGUAUAGUGCCAAAUAUUGACGAUCUAUACAAUUUGUUACUGUACAUAAUAUUGACUUGGUAAUCAAAAUAAUGUAAGCCUCGUUCGAAUUAUUGACAACUAAUAAAAAAAAGAAAUUGAUGUUUAUAAUAGUUUAACGCAAACCAUUUAUUCUGAUGAUGUCAGCUAGAAAUAAUAAUCCACUGAUUAAUAUUGCAAAUACCCCAAUAACUGUUGUAAAUAAUAAAAUUGCUGUAGUUCUGAUACAUGGAUAAACUAUGUGUAUUCAUUAAAGAAGUAAGAUAAUAUAAAAUAUCGUCUAAUCUUAAUCAUUGUCUGUUCACUGCCCUACACUUGACUAACUGAAACAAAGUAGAAAAACACUGAUUUUCGAUACAUUUGACCACAAUUACAACGGGCGCAUAAGCAAAGUACAAGCAGUAUUUUAUCUGCAAUAGGUAUAUACAAAUUCAUAUAUUACCUUAUAUUACCUUAACACGUUACCUAAAUGUUGUACUGUAUAGAUAAUAUACUUUGUAAUAUUGAUAUUAACUGUGGUACAUAUAGUUGCAAAAGCGGUUCACAUAAUACUCGUAGCUGAGAGAAUUGUUCUUGUUUUUUGGAUGUUUAAUACAUAAGACUUUUGCAACUGAUUGUACUUUGAAUAGGGAUGGGAAAUAUAUCGCACUUUUGCGAGGAAUAUGGAUUUGACUGGUUUGUUCGAUGGCUUUCAAAUGUAUCUGAUAUUACGGUUUUCGCGAAAAUACUUGUGAAACGAAUGGAAACUGAAUGAGUAACUAUGGCUUUGUACAUAAUGUAAUACAAAACUAUAAAAACUCUAUAAGGGGUACUCUAAGAAUUUUCGAUCAUUUACCCCUAUAUAUUAAAUCUUAUUACUGUUAAAGCUACUUAUAUAAAUAGUUAUAUAACUACUAUAUGUGUAUAACUACGAGACCUGAGAAAGUAGAUUAAGAUCUCGAUGUGGACGAAGCUUCAGGCUUUAGAAUUUUGGAUUGACGCUUACGAUGAAAUUGGAGAAACAAAAAAUAAUCGAGUUUAUGUAUAACUUUACCGCCUAAGACUUUAUUGAUGUCGACUUAUUUAUCAUUUUAUAUAUUUAAUUUUAUAAUUUCCCCUUUAUAUGUUUUGUGAUUGUGUAAUAUACUCGAUCUCAUAUGUGUUAGAAAUAUUCAGGCCCUAAGACGGGCUGGAACUUUCGUUCUCUUAAAGAGAAUUAUAGCAGUUAAAUGUAUUUAGUGAUAAAGUACUUACCUGUGAUUUUAUUAUAACAAAAAUAAUCUUGUGUGACAAGAACUUGGAUGUUUUACUAAUCGUUGUGGUAGAUGUUAGUUGACGAUUUUCCGUUGAACAAAAUUAAUUUGAAUUAUGUGUUGUUUUAAACAAUAUUAUUGAAAUGGAUGAGACUUGAUAAAUGGUUUAUGCUAAACCUAAAGUAAUGUCUAUAUAACGUUAUAUUAAUACGAGAUAAUUAUGAUGUUUAGAUACAGGACGUUGGUUUAAAGCAUGUCGCGUUGUGGGAGGUUCACGUGAAAACAAAAACAAUUGAAUAGCUCCGGUCCAAUGUGUUCAUGCUUUAUCAACGUCCUGCUUUCGCUUGUCAAGAAGGCAAGUAAUUUUAAUACCUAAUUAUUGCUUUGCAAUAUAUUAUAUAAGACGUUCAGCGUAUACAAUUAUAUGACAAAUCAAAAUGGAUAUCAUAUCAAUGUUUAAAUUGACAGUAAGCGAUGUAUUUGUACCGAUCCUGUAACUUUAGUGUCUAUAAGUUACGCUCCCGACUUCUCCCGCCUACAUAUGAUAGCCAAGCACGAAACGCCGUUUCAGCUAAUUUAAAAUUAAUGCAUUGUUUGUGCAGUUUGGAUCGUAAACAAUCUUGAAUGCAUAAUAUUGUAAUCAUACUCAGUCAGUAGAGUUCCACAAAUUGCCACUAAUAUUCAUAUAAUGUUUAAAAUAAAAAAUAGAACAAA